AUGUCUACCUUUACGGCUGAGCAACUCAACUUUUUCAAAUUCAGUGCCAUCAUUGUUGACGAAUUUCCAAAUGCUUUGCGACACGCAUUUGUUAACAUGUGGGACACUUUACAUGGCCAUACUCCAGGUUGCAAACCGUGGGACGAUUCCCCCGAUGUUCGAGGGAUGUUCCUCAGUAAAGAAGGUGGGAUGACCAAGGUUCCAACUGAUCUAUCUUUUAAAAAGUGGGACUGCACAGCUCUUCUGCAGGCCACCCUGUUUGCGAAAAGCUUUUCGAGGGUAUACUGCGAUGGAAUCGCUCGUAAUUUGAGUGACAAGUAUGUAAAACCCCGUGGGAUUUCUGGCGGAUCCUUUCAUCCAUCUGUUCAAAGCCCAUACGGAGACGAUGCAGAAACAUUUGCGUUAGCACUAGAUCAACUCCGCUUGCUGCGCAAUACCCUCUUCCACUCGAAUGGUACGGGAACUAUUGAUAAAACAACAUUUGAUCAUUAUAUUCAGUUAGCCAAGGAAGCCUUCGAAGCAAUCAGUUAUGACGUUUCUCAGCUGGACUUUAUCGGCACCCUGGCAGAGGAAGACUUUCCUACCUCUAAGGUGGAACAACUGGAGGAGGAUUUAAAGAAAAUGCGGGAUACCUCCACCAAGCUUGAAGAAAUUGAGAAUACCCUUAAAGAUAUCAAACAAACUCUACAAAGAGAACGAGACUCAACAGGUUAGAAAUCUGUGGAUUCCAUGCUCAAUUAAUAAUUAUUGUUUAAUUUGCCUUGAACGCUGUGGCAAAAGGUACUAUAGAGACCAAUCUCUAGAAUUUUUUUUUUUUAGACACAUUGCCCAUCCGUUCAUGAUGAGCAGUAGUCAAGUUAUUGGACCUUUUCUUCCCCUCUACACCUUCAGGCCAGCUCCCAGACUUUUGAACAGUUUGAUUUUCGUCAUGGAGUUUAGUGAAGCCAAUUUGUUUUGGCCAUAAGCCAAACCAGUUGAUGACAUUAAAUGACACCCAUCGCUGCUCCAUAUAUUGAAAGGGACUUAGAUUUCGUUGUUGUGGUCCGGCUUGUGUCGUAUGUUUCAAUAGGCGAGGUUAUCGGAUCAGAUAUCAACUUUUUAUGGCCGGAUAGUAGCUGUUUAGGCACUAGUACACAUUGAUACCUUGAAGACAUUAAACUUUUCUAUUUAGCCUCCAACAAAUGGACCAUACGAAUUCAUUUUCACUAUCACUUUUCCUCGUCAUGUCUUUCUUAUCAGGUUCUGGGACUCCCAUAUCCUGUCUUCCAGAUAAGAAACCGCUUUUCGUUGGUCGUGAACUGGAAUGCGACGCCGUGUUAAAUCCAUUAGUUUCAGGAGACAGUCGGCUAGUCAACAUUUGGGGUCCACCAGGAUUUGGGAAAACGUCAGUGGCCAUCGAGGUAGCACAUCACUUGCGUGAGAGAAAUACUCCUACGUACUUCAUCUCUGUUCGUGGUGUGAAAAGCAAAGAGGAGAUUGUCUCAAAGUUGCUAAGCAUUUUCGCAGGCACCAAUAAACAAGCAACACACUUUUCACCCUUCCACACAGUGAUUCAAUGCCUACGAGAGUUUCGAGAUCCCUUUGUCGUGAUUUUUGAUAAUGCUGACGAUGUACUCGAAUCAGGGAAUGGGCCUCUGAGAGAUGACAUGCUCCAAGUAACACAAGAGAUCCUGGAACAGUGCAAUCUUGUUCGCCUUCUGUUCACUACGCGUGAGUCAAUGGACUAUCUGCACCAUAGUGUUGCCAUUACCGUUGUAAAAGUGGAAGAGAUGGAUGAAGUUUCCUCUUCUGAAUUAGUAAGACUCCUGUUACCAGAUGUUCAAGAUGAUGACUGCAAGAGAGUGGUGAGGGCUUGCGGCCGGGUUCCUCUUGCCAUGAAGCUGAUGUGCGGCAUCAUCAAGGAAGAAAAUUCUUCGGCCACGAAGCUUUGUAAGGAGCUAAGAAUUAUCCCAGUGGUCGCUGUCUUGGACGACGAACGUUUACCAAAUGAUUUACGGCUGAGGAAUAUAAUUGACAAAUCCUACGAAAGACUCGCAAUAGAUGAAAGAAGGUCGUUUGUUUCGUUGGCCGUUUUUCCAGGUUUCUUUGGAAUAAAAGAGGCUACAAGCGUGCUACGUGCAAGAGACACUCGAGUUACGACUAGAUUCCUAAAGUCACUUCAACAGAAAUCUCUUAUUAAUUACCACGAUCAUCGAGAGUCAUUCUCUAUUCACCCCCUCCUUCAAUCCUUCAUUGCUGAAAAGUGCUCAAAAGACGACGAAAUCAGGAAUGCAUUCAACGAAGCACAACUUCGUUUACACGAAUACUACGUCUCCUGUUUCGCAGCAGCCAAUGAACAGUUUCUUACGGGUAAUUCUGUUGAAGCCUUUGCAGCUUUUAGAAGCCAGCAGGAUGGCAUUAUGUCAUCGCUAGCCCAUGGUACACGAAGCGAAGCACUUUAUCGACAAGUGAUAGACUCUAUUUCCACCGGAGAGCUAUUCCUUUACUCUCUACUAUAUCAUGAAGAGUUUUUAUUUCACGAUCUUUACGACACAGCAUUAAAAGAGGCGAAGAAACAGGGAAACUUGUGCGACGAAUAUGCGUUAAAAGCUGCGAAAGCAUUUGGUCACUUGGGUUGGUUUUUCGCACGUAGUCAAGUCUGGGACGAGUCACCGCAACCCUGGACAGGGAAGAUGUUAUGCUAUCGAAGUGUAUACCAACUUCUUUGUGGCAACCUCGACGAAGGUGUAUCUUCUCUUGAGAUUGCUGUUGAUCUUUUAAGCAGCGGCAGGUGUGAUGAGCAAAUUCUCAAAAUACUCGCCAACCAUAUUUUAGCAGUUUACUACACGACGAAAGAGGAUGAGGAAAGAAUAGCAUAUUUCGAAAACCUGUGCCGUGUCGAGAGCCUUAAGUCAGUGUCGUCGAGUCGAGCGAUCCGCUACCUUUUUUCAAUGAUGAGCCACCCAGUAGAAGAAAUAGACCAAAGCGCUGAGUUGUCUAGUGUCGCUGAGCAGGAUGCAACUAUGUUUGCAUUAAUAGCAAAAUUGCUGCCGAGCUUGUACAAAGUUUUCGCUAAUCCUGAAGUCCAGAGGAAAGCAACGCUGAUGACCACCAGUUUACAAAAACAGUACGAGAUAUUGAAAAGGUUAUUUGAGAAUGGAGCUCUUCCUUUUCAAGUUUUGGAAUCUUGUUGUGAUGCUUUACGAAUCAUGAACUUUGCUAAGGAAGCGGCUCAAGGUUUCCAAGUUAUUACUGACUACUUGGACAAAGAAAAUAGAAAUAGUAGAGACGCUGCUAGAAAUUUCCAUUUUCUUGGCUUGGCGCAUGAGAAAGCGGAGAAUAGGACAGCAGCACUUGAUUGUUUUAAGAAGGCCUUAGAAAUUAGAGUGCAACUCUUAAGAGAUGAUUUUGAUUGGAGCCACAGCAGUGAUGACAAUGUGGUCAGGGAAGCUUUUGAUUCAUUGCUUGGCUGUUUGGAAAUCAGAGUGAAGAUUUCAGAAGAACUCCAAAGCCCUAAUACCUGUAGCUUAAAUGACCUCAAGCACACGUGUGAAUUUCUCGGAAGUAUUUUGAAAUCUUUAGAAAAUGUAUCCGUUGGGCUUAACAAACUAGAAUUAGCGAGAAAUCUAGACUCACUCGGUCAUUGUCAGGUUUUAUUGAACCACUUCCAAGGAGCAGCGGAAUCCUAUGACCUGGCUGUGCGCAAGAGAGAAGAAAAAGCCGAGGAUCAUGUUCAGACGGCUUUUAGUCUCAUGAGACUAGGUUGUGUAUUGUUCCAGUUAGGAAGGAAUACCGAGGCCGAAAAUGCUCUUCAACGCUCGUUAAAUGUACGGACAAAGUUACGGUUGGACGAUGAUUUGGAUACCGCUUCUGUUUAUUACCAAAUUGGAGAAAAUUAUCUCAUUAUGGAGAAUUUCCCAAAGGCUAGAGAUGCACAUAGCCAGGGUUUGGAAUUGAGGAUGAAAUACCUAGGCGAAGAUAUCCUUACAGCAGCCAGUUUUGAACGAGUGGGGAUUACAUAUUUGAAGAUGAGUGAUUACAAAUCUGCCCUGCAACCAUUUCAGAAUGCGCUUCAGAUGAGAAAAAAUCUUCUUGGGGACCACUUAGACACUGCGUCUAGUUACCAAAACCUCUCCUUGACGUAUUUGAAAUCUGAAAAUUGUUCAGAAGCCCUUACAUUGUGCCAGCAAGCGCUGAGCAUUCGACUUGGCUUGAUACCUGGACACGAGGAGACCGCGACAUCUUUCCAUUUACAAGGAUCAAUCUAUUGCCAAAUGGGUGAUCUCGUCAUGGCUCGUGACGCAUUUUUGUCAGCUUUAGAUCUGAGAAAGAACAUUCUUGGCGCACAUCGGGAAACUGCACUCACCUACCACUGCCUUGGUGAGGCUCAGUAUAAAAUGGGUGAUUACAGCGAGGCACUAGACUCACUAUUGGAGGCUCAAAAGUUUAGACGCGACCUUCUGGGUGAUCAUCCCGCCACUGCCACUACAUUAGAGUUGCUUGCUCGCACGUACGAAGCAUUGGGAGCAGAGCACUUGGCACAUGAUUCUCUACUAAGGGCGGGCGCAAUGAGAGAGGAACUG
Pocillopora meandrina is the source of this 4562-nucleotide messenger RNA. Lineage: Eukaryota; Metazoa; Cnidaria; Anthozoa; Scleractinia; Pocilloporidae. The record is from the annotation of a GenBank genome assembly.